ACACACACACAAACACCCACACAUACAUACACACACACUUCAUAAAGACAUGCAUCACAAACUUGUGGCCCACCCACAUGCCCUCCCUUAUCCCCCGUAGAGAGGCUCACCCCAUGGCCAACUGAGCACUCCCCCUCCCCUUUAAAAACUCCCUCCCCCUCUGCUUUUAUAGCCUGCCUCCAUGGAGCUGUGCAGCAGCCUGCCUCUCUGCUUUCUCUGGGACACAUCCACACCUUCACACACACUGGAACACCUGAACACUCACACACACUCUUACAGAGAGACCCGAGAGCGCACCCUCACUCUUACUCACACACAAACAUACUGGAACACCUUAACACACACACAGACACACACACUCACUCUUACUCACAUAUAAACAUACUGGAACACCUGAACACACACACACACACACACAGACACACACUCACUCACUCACUCACUGGGAUUACCUGCUCACCUGAGCACAGCUGGACUCACCUGAGCGAGUUGCCAUGGCCACUCUGAGGAUGGGGCUGACGGUGCUGUCGUGCCUGCUGGUUCUGGCCCAGCUGGGAGACGCAAAGAAAGGGCGAGGACACCGAGCAGACCUGGAGCCAGGAGAGAGGAUGGAGAUGCCGUACGUGCCCAAGUCGGUGUUCCGGUUCUACACAGGCAGAGAUUACAUGGAGGAAACCUGCGUAGUGGAGCUCUUCCAGACACACACAUUCGACGCCUGCGGCUUCAACAACACACACCCACUCGUCAUCAUCACGCAUGGCUGGUCGGUGGAUGGCAUGAUGGAGAGCUGGGUGCCCAAACUCGCCAACGCCCUAAAGACCGGACUCAAAGACGUCAAUGUCAUCAUUACUGAUUGGCUGGUGAUGGCCCACCACCAUUACCCAAUUGCAGCGACGAACACCAGGGUCGUGGGACAGGACAUAGCCCACCUGCUGCGCUGGCUGCAGGACUUUCUCCAGUACCCUGCCAAUAAGGUGCAUCUCAUUGGAUACAGCCUGGGAGCUCACAUCGCCGGGUUUGCUGGGAGUUACCUAGGAGACGCAGCACAGAUCGGACGCAUCACUGGUCUGGACCCUGCAGGUCCCCUGUUUGAGGGCAUGGCCUCCUCCGACCGCUUGUCUCCAGACGAUGCCCGCUUCGUGGACGCCAUCCACACAUUCACCCAGGAGCGCAUGGGUCUGAGCGUGGGCAUCAAGCAGCCCGUGGCUCACUUCGACUUCUACCCCAACGGGGGCGCCUUCCAGCCCGGCUGCCAGCUACACGUACAGAACCUCUACACCCACCUCGCCCAGUAUGGCCUCAUGGGAUUCGAGCAGACAGUGAAAUGUGCCCACGAGCGUUCCGUCCACCUCUUCAUCGACUCGCUGCUCAACAAAGACAAGCAGAUCAUGGCCUACCGUUGCCGCGACGACAGCGCCUUCGAAAAAGGUGUGUGUCUGGACUGUCGGAAGAACCGCUGUAACAUGCUGGGGUACAACAUCAAGAGGGUGCGCACGGCCACCAGCAAGAAGCUCUUCCUCAAGACCCGCGCCCAGAUGCCCUAUAAACUGUACCACUACCAGUUCCGUAUCCAGUUCAUCAACCAGAUCGAGACCACAGACCCCUCUCUCACCAUCACACUCACAGGAACCAAAGGGGACAGCGAGCAGCUGCCAAUCAACUUCAUUGAGGAGAUCUCUGGCAAUAAGACCUACUCCUUCCUCAUCACCCUGGACAUGGACAUCGGCGAGCUGAUGAUGCUGAAAUUCCACUGGGAGGGCCGUCCCGUGUGGACCAACGUGUGGAACCGCAUGCAGACCUUCAACCCGUGGGGCAAGGACGCCAAGGGGCCGCGGCUCACCGUCGGCAAGAUCCGCGUCAAGGCCGGGGAGACGCAGGAGAAGACGUGGUUCUGCGCUCAAACGGAGGACGGGGUAUACAUCCAGCCCGCGCAGGAGAAAGUGUUUGUGCGCUGCCAGGUGGAGCGUGAGAGACAGAGGCGCACCAAAAUACACAGCCGGUACAACACGGGAAUGUGACAUAAUGUGCGUUCUUGUUCGCAUCAUCCUCUGGGACGUUUUUUUUUUUUUUACAAAAAGUGUCAAUAGACACUAGAAAUCGUGGAAACGUGUUCAACACUGAAUACCUCUGAUAUUCGUGGGUAUUUUCGUCUGAAAUGUAUAACCUUUAUCUAAACCAUGCUAUGCUAUAAUAUGCAUAUAAUAUAUGCAUAAAGCCCAUUGUAUUAUAACAUGUAUUAUUACUCUAUAUUACCCUUUAUUUUACUAUUGGUGAACAUUAAACAUAAAAGUUCUUAUAAGUGUAACACAAGUAGUAAGAGUCCCUUCAUCAGGUUCCGUCUUUAAGUUUUGAAAGUGAUUUUAAUACUUUCCAGAACCUGUGACAUUUGGAUGCUAAAACAUCUGAUGUAACUCUUUCCUUAUUCACUAUUCACCCUUACAGCCACUCACUCUGGAGUAGACUCUGCUCCGAUCUGGCAGGGAUCGAUCGUGUGUGUGUGUGUGUGUGUGUGCGCGCAAGAGAGAAAGUGUGUGUCUCUUGGAGGACAUUUGGCUGGGGUAACACAGGGGGCGGAACCUAUCGAUGGACUGAGAUUGAUGUAAAAAAAGGGGUGGAAGGCUAUAUGAAUCUGCAGAGUGAGCGUGUGAGUGUGAGUGUGAGUGUGAGUGUGUGUGUGUGUGUGAAGGAUAGGACGUGAGUCAACCACCAAACUGGAUGUACGUAUUUGCCAAAUGAAUGUCUGGGUUGAGAGGGACUUGGUUAACAUCUGUGCUGACCACUGUGGAUGGUGUAAGCAGAGACGCCUCUACUAUAAAGAUUCAAGAUAACAGGAGGUGAACUAUAUGCUUAAUACUGGGAUGGGAGGGGGGACAAGAAGAGAGAAGGAGGGAAGG
Molecule: messenger RNA, 2894 nt
Organism: Clupea harengus (Atlantic herring)
Lineage: Eukaryota; Metazoa; Chordata; Actinopteri; Clupeiformes; Clupeidae
Gene: lipca
Product: lipase C, hepatic type a
Biological process (GO): lipid catabolic process
Molecular function (GO): lipoprotein lipase activity; apolipoprotein binding
Source: RefSeq, a predicted model, not a curated record